Molecule: messenger RNA, 1038 nt
Organism: Nezara viridula (southern green stink bug)
Lineage: Eukaryota; Metazoa; Arthropoda; Insecta; Hemiptera; Pentatomidae
Source: the annotation of a GenBank genome assembly
AAAUAAGAUCCAUUCAAUGAAAAAGUCUGGUUGAGACUUAAGAUUUAAUAUAUUUUUUAAAAAUGUCAACACUGGUUUAUUUACUCCUAGGUGCCAACACUGUAUAUGUGCCAAAAUUUAAUAUCCUGUUAUUGUUGCUUUCUUUCAAGAGAAUGUCGCGUCCACAGAAAAGACGAUUUCAGAGUGAUGACGAAAAGAAAGAAAAAUAUAAUUCUACAAUAUCAAGUUCUAUUGCUGAUAUCAUACGAUUUAGUUUGGAUGACCAGUUUCGUUUAAAAUGUUUCCAAUUAAUGCAGGUCGAUAAUACAAACGAUUUCCAGCUUGCUAUCAAAGAUAAACUAGAUUCACUCAUCAAUCCUAGUUCCAAUACAUCGCACACUUUACAAAAGAGACCAUCAUUUCAUGAUGAAGAACCUGAAAGAAGUUUAAUAUGUCCUGAUAGAAAUGGGAUAAUUCCUCAAGUCAACAUUGAAAAACAGACUGAUGAAAAUAAGGAAAUACCAAAUUCUCUUACCCAAAACAUAACUGAUUCUCAUAUUGAUGAGAUUGCAAAAGUUCUUAAAAUGACUAAUAUUGUGGUGGAAGAAAACAUUGAAGACAAAGACAGUCUACCUGCAACUAGCAGAGCUGCAUCAAAAACUUUAAUUGAAACUGAGGAAAUUAAAAAAGGUAUAACUCUCCAUAAUGUUAAUUGUAACGAAGAUGAAUUAGCUGAAAAAAUAGAUGGUUUCUGGCCGACGGAGGAAUGUUGUCUAUGGGAUCCCAAUAACGCAGAAGAAAAUGGAGCAAUUCUAUUGCAAGAAGAGAUAGAUGACAUCGAUUUAAAUGAAAAUGAUACUGAUUGGCAGUAAAUCAAGAUGUAAGAAAAAAUAUUUAUUGUUCAUAAAUUAGUGUAUUGUAAUCAUUAUUUGUAGUAUAUAAGAAAUAUAUAAUUUGAUAAAUAUAUGAAAUAUUGUUAUGGUAAAUUUAAAAAAAUAGUUAUUAAAAAUAUAUUUUUUAAUAAAUAAAAUAAAACCUCAAUUACCAAGGUAAAUGAAU